This is a messenger RNA of Galendromus occidentalis (western predatory mite), 1945 nucleotides long. RefSeq names its product protein Dok-7. Gene Ontology annotation, biological process: positive regulation of protein tyrosine kinase activity; neuromuscular junction development. The transcript is spliced from 6 exons. The record is from RefSeq and is a predicted model, not a curated record. Lineage: Eukaryota; Metazoa; Arthropoda; Arachnida; Mesostigmata; Phytoseiidae. The coding region runs from base 314 to 1945 and encodes 543 amino acids. Gene Ontology annotation, molecular function: protein kinase binding.
AGAGAUCGCGGACCAAGCACAACUCUUAGCACACACUCGUUCGGAGUACUGCGAGCACGCCGUGUUUUGCUCCCGCACUACACGGAUUCUCGGGCGAAGGUGUUUGAAGUUUCAUCGACGCUGUGCGCGGUUCGACGGCCGACUAGUGAGUGAGUGAGAUGAGGAAUCAAAUGUUGUGUAGACGGCCGACAGAGUGAAACCCCGGAAUGGGAGCUCUCCCAUAGGAUCUCAGAAAGAGCAGCCAGGUAUCAGGUGCAUCUGACGCGUGCUUCUCUCUCGAGAGCAAUGAAAACCUUGGACACAUUCUGAAACUAUGAGCGAGCUCAAAAUCACAAUCGAGGGAAGCGUGCGCGUCAGAGAGAACAAGCGAUGGAAAAGCCGUUAUUGCUCGGUGACCAAGGCAUCACCCGUCGCUAACUCGCUGCAAAUCCAUCUUUCGAAGGAGCAGAAGAACGGUCAGACCAAUGUUGACAGAAGGUCUACGGCUAAAGGGACGACGAUAUGCCUCGAGAACUUCCUGGGAGUACAGAGCGGCUUCCUCUUGGAUAAAGAGCCGCACACAUUGGCCAUCUUCUGCCAAGAUACAUGCGUCGUCCUAGCCAUGGAAAAUCGAGAGACUGCGGCGCUAUGGGAAGCGCGGCUGCGUCUCUCAAUGCCAGAGGUUUGCCACUUCGACGCCCAGUUGGUCAAAGUUCCUGCCGGUGGGAAAGGGGCCUUGGGACCAUGCCGCAUUCACAUUCAGGACCACCAGUUCUGCAUCACGCAUCAGACUGCGCACGGACCUCAAGUUCUCCACUCCUGGAAGAUUCAGGAGCUUCGGCGUUACGGCAAGCUUGAAGAGAAUCUCUAUGGGUUUGAGGGCGGAUCCCGGUCAGGGAAGGGCGAGGGUGCUCAUGUCCUCAUGCUCGACGACGUUGCCGGUUUAGAAGCGACGUUCCACGUCGCGUCUCAGGGCUUCCUCAAUCGACAGAAGAAAAGUGUGUACAAUGCUCUCAUGGCGGACUUGGUUGGAUUGAGGGAAAGAUUCACAUCAGCGAAUUCCACGAGCUCGUCAACCCUCGCCGGUUCCGUCUCUUCGCUCUACGGCGGAUCAACGUUGCGUCGAAAGCAUAACUGCCAAUGUCAAUGUGCGGACGCGGUGUCGCUCAAACCGCCAUCCGAAUACGACCCGUCCGGCUCCACAACGCCAGCCCCACAACCGGCAGCCCUUCCCCAAGACGUGGCGGAUACAGCCGCUGAAACCUCCGCUGCAAGCUCCGCAAAACUCUGUGAUCGUUCUUCACUCUGUUCCGAGAGUUCGGGAACCGGAAGCUGUGGGGGUAGCGUGGGCCUUCGCUCAGAUGAGAGUUCGGACUACGACGUUCCGAAGAACAUGUCGUCAAGUUUAGUCGAGCCGUCGUCCUGUUACGAUCAGCCAAAGAACCUCCAGGCCGUCGUGAAUGCCCUGCGAUGUCCAUGUCAGCCACAAACUGUAGAACCCUUGCUGGACUACGACGUUCCUGCACAAAUCUGUAGCAAUUACGAUACACCGAAAACCUUCUCUGAAUCUCUACGACCGCAAGCAUUUCGCGGACCCAUGCUAGAAUACGACACCAUCAAAGCAAUUACUUCUGCGGGCGUCGGCGGCACUAUGGACGCCAAAAGCCGUCUGCUCCACUCGCAGAAGGAGAACAGCGACGUGAACGCUGAGCUCGAAAUGACCACGCGAAAACAAUUGAUCGAGGAAAUCUGCCAGGGACGUCCGCACCUGGCUCACCACCAAGCCCUGACUUUUGGCUCGGCCUUUCUUCCGAAUAGUCGUCUUCUCGCAGAGGCUCCGCUGCCAGACAGCAGUCACCCGAGCCUCGACUUCAUAAGUUCGCAGUUUGUAGAUAGCCUCUCCCUGUAUCCUCUCGAAGACCCUCCGCAGGGAGGACUCCCAGGUCCUGCGCCGAGUUUCGUUUAA